AUGGCGGGGAGAAGCUCCGACUUCUUCAAGAAUGCCCGGGCGAAGGAGCCGGUGCUGGUGGUGUCCUUCUCUGUCUGGGACCUUGCUGUAAUUUUGCCCAUGAUUAGCCCCUACAUCAAGUACGCUGGAGUGAUUAGCAAGGCCACACCCUACGACUGCCCAGUGCCUGUGAGAGAUAAUGGGAAUGAGCCUGGUGUGCCCAGUCAGCCACAGGAGCGUCUGAGCCCAAGCCUGGAAAGGCUGAAGAACCUGUGA
Messenger RNA from Rattus rattus (black rat), 255 nucleotides. RefSeq names its product NADH dehydrogenase [ubiquinone] 1 alpha subcomplex subunit 3-like. Lineage: Eukaryota; Metazoa; Chordata; Mammalia; Rodentia; Muridae. The record is from RefSeq and is a predicted model, not a curated record. Bases 1 to 255 code for a protein of 84 amino acids. Gene Ontology annotation, cellular component: mitochondrial inner membrane. The transcript has a single exon.